AUGGCCAUCGAUCUGAACACGAUGACGGUGGGCCAAGAGCUCUUUCCUCCCACUCCGCGAGCGUUUGGCCUACUGUUCAACUUUUUCCGGUCAAUCCUGUUUAUAUCUGUGCUACUAUGGACUCCUCUCGGACAAAUCCAAGCGAUGGGAAGGACAUCGAUCAUCUCCAAAUUCAACCUCCCCGGUCGAUAUGCGUGGGCGGCAGCCGAAUCGGUGGGACCAUUGAACCUCAUUUACAUACUCUAUGCUCUGCCCGCGAAGUUGAGACCGUCUCUUGAUGCUCCCUCGAGCUUUCUCGGCACUGGACUUCCUAUGCAGAGUGAGAUUUUGGGGUGCUUGUAUGUUCUUCAUUACCUUAACCGCGCAUUUAUUGCGCCACUAUUUCUCGCGCCCAGCAUGUCACCAAUCCAUCCGUCGAUAACUGUUAUGAUGAGUGUCUUUCAGUUUACGAAUUCUAGCAACCUCGCUUGUUGGCUCGUCUACACAGUGGCCACGGGGGAUUUCCAACAUCAACCUCUGAUUUCAUUCGGUUCAGUCAUUGGGAUGACCCUGUUCUGGAUUGGAAUGUUUGGCAACAUCAAAGCAGAAACCAAGCUGUUCGAGCUCCGGAGAGGAGCGGCCAAACGCAAGGCUAAAUCCGAGGGCAAAGCACAAGUCACCUACGACAAGGUCUAUGUGAUUCCACCUCCAGAGGGUUGGUUCAAGUCUAUCUUAUUCCCACAUUAUGUUAUGGAGUGGGUGGAAUGGACGGGGUAUUGGAUACUGGCAGGAUCGUGGGGUCUAGGCUAUGGCAAUUCGAGCCCAGCUCUGUGGUUUGUCCUCGCAGAAAUUGCAACCAUGCUUCCAAGGGCGGUCUCAGGUCGACAGUGGUAUGAACAGAAAUUUGGCAAGCGCGCAGUGGCUGGCAGAGCUGGAGCAAUACCACUACUUGGAUUGUGA
Molecule: messenger RNA, 939 nt
Organism: Exophiala bonariae
Lineage: Eukaryota; Fungi; Ascomycota; Eurotiomycetes; Chaetothyriales; Herpotrichiellaceae
Exons: 2
Coding region: 1-939 (312 amino acids)
Biological process (GO): lipid metabolic process
Molecular function (GO): oxidoreductase activity, acting on the CH-CH group of donors
Source: RefSeq, a predicted model, not a curated record